GUCUUGAGGAUGACCAGAAAAAUCUUCACCAACAGCAGGGAGAGGUGGAGGCAACAAAAUGUCAACAGUGCCUUUGCCAAGCUGAGAAAGCUGAUACCCACCCAUCCUCCUGACAAAAAGUUGAGCAAGAAUGAGACUCUUCGCUUAGCCAUGAGGUACAUCAACUUCCUCGUCAAGGUCCUUGGGGAUCAAGGGCUGCAGCAAACAGGUGUGAAUCCACGAGAAAGGAUACUGGGCCUGUUCCAGCAGAAUCCACAUUUGGAACGCAUGGAAGAACUCACUCUCCUUGAAGACUCUGAGGUCCCUUCUCCCAAUACAAGCAGCAACAUCCCAGAAUGCUGGUCAGAAACAUCAUCUCCAUAA
Molecule: messenger RNA, 363 nt
Organism: Protobothrops mucrosquamatus (brown spotted pit viper)
Lineage: Eukaryota; Metazoa; Chordata; Lepidosauria; Squamata; Viperidae
Gene: TAL2
Product: TAL bHLH transcription factor 2
Exons: 1
Coding region: 10-363 (117 amino acids)
Biological process (GO): regulation of transcription by RNA polymerase II
Molecular function (GO): DNA-binding transcription factor activity, RNA polymerase II-specific; protein dimerization activity; RNA polymerase II cis-regulatory region sequence-specific DNA binding
Source: RefSeq, a predicted model, not a curated record